Molecule: messenger RNA, 792 nt
Organism: Letharia columbiana
Lineage: Eukaryota; Fungi; Ascomycota; Lecanoromycetes; Lecanorales; Parmeliaceae
Exons: 1
Coding region: 1-792 (263 amino acids)
Molecular function (GO): protein binding
Source: RefSeq, a predicted model, not a curated record
AUGCCAUCCUUACGAGAAAUCAUUAUCAGGGCUGCAUCGAAAGGUCACCUCGAAGUACUCAAAAGGCUUCUACUGCCAAAUCCUUCAUAUUCGCUCCAAGAAGCAGAUACCACCCUUGAAAAGCUCGUUGGGAUAGCUGCUCGCCAUUGCCACUCCAAAGUCCUCGAAUUCUGCAUCAGCCUAGGUACAAACGUCAACGACGACGCUGUGCGGAUAGGUGUUCUCGAGUCUAGCCGCCUCAACGUCUACCAAAAGGUCAUCGCCGCCGGCUUCGACCUUAAUUACGACCAUGAUGGAACGAUCGGGGGCCCACUCAUUUGGGCGACAUUGACAAACCACAUCCCCCUGGCAACGUAUCUCCUGGACCACGGAGCUGAUGUGAAUCGCGACCUACAGAACCGCGUAUACAGGCCGCUGGCAAAGGCGGCCGAGAAGAACAGUGUUGCGAUGAUCGAGCUUUUUAUCAGAUACGGAGCUCAGAUGGAUCGCAGUGGUGCUCUGAUUGUGGCCGCAGAGCAUGGAAACCUCGAAGCAGUUCGCUGCCUGGUUUCACACGGUGCUGACAUCAACCUGAUACGCAAGAGUGAUACCGAUUUGUACAUGAAGACCGGUGAGGAGGAUUCGGCGCUACACAAAGCGGUCAGGGGUGGUCAUGAGGAUGUGGUUGCCUUCCUGGUGGAGAGCGGGGCUCGUCUAGGUCUGAGAGAUCAUCAGGGCAAUGACGCUUUGAUGAUGGCGGUGAAAAUGAACAGUGCGGAACUUUUCCAGAUCAUCUACGACGCCCAAAGAUGA